AUGUCGGUGAAAGACGCUAUCAUGAGCCUCAUCGACGGCAGGAUUCGGCACGAGUGGCAAAGGUAUCAGGCCGAGCGCACCCCGAACGUCGGUGGUAUCCACUGGCAGAAGGCGGGCCUGAGGACCGGGGAGUCUCAAGACCAUCUCCGUAGAUUGUUGGGGAAAGCCGGAAGCAAGUUCGAAGGCGAUUUCGACGCUCUCAACCUCAGGAUAGAGGACCUGCAAGAAUCCAUCAAGCGCAUCCGGGAGUACCUCGUCCGGAGCGUGCGCGCCUUCCGCGUCAACAAGUUCGGAGAGGAGACGCAGGAGCUCCGCCUGAGGCUCCGCGGGGGAGGGGGGGAGCUGCGCCUCCCCCCCCCCUGCGGCUACAGCCUCGCGGAUUGCGUCUGCGGGGCGUCUUCGUCCCCUCCGCCGCCGGUACACGCCGGGAGCCUCGGGGAUGCUAUCGAGGCGGCAAGGAAAGCGGCGGCGGCCGCGACGGCGGCGGCGGCGCUUGAAGAUGACGAAGAAGGAGAACAAGAAGAAGAAGAAGAAGAAGAAGAAGAAGAAGGGUCGUCUCGCAAGAGAGGCUUCGACGUCGCCGCCGGCGCUGCCGCUGGCGGGGACCCCAAGAGACGGCGUGGCGAACGCGAGGGCGGCGGCGACGGGGGCCGAGGCGCCGGCCAACGGGGCGGGGGCGCUCCCGCAGCGAGCGCUAAUAGCGACGACGUGCCCGUGGACGAGAUCAAGAGUCAGACGGGGAAGAACGCGCUGGGGCUCGCGCGCCGCAGAGCCGCUCUCGAAGAGGAAACAAAGACUGGUGCAAGGGGCGUGGGCGGGAAGAGGUCGAGUGAUGGCGGCGGCGUGGUGUCGAGGGGGCGGGCGGCGUCUAGAGAGCCGGCGGAAGACCCCGAACACGCGCACGACGACGACGACGAUGACGGCGGUGGUGGUCGGCGUGGGGUCGACGGGUGCGGUGGCGGUGGCGGGGCUCACGGAGAUGACGAUGCGUGGGCGAACGGUGGGGACGGGGAAGAAGGAGGGGAGGACGAAGAAGAAGAUGAAGAAGACUGGCAAGACGCCCUCCUGGGCAUGCAACCGCACGAGCGGGCGGAGGCCUUCGAAGGACGAGAGAUGUUCGCGGAGGCCCUCAGGUGGCACAGGCAGGACCUAGAGGCCGCGCGCGCUUGCGUCGUGUCGGGGGAUGAGGAGGAGGAGCGGGGGUCGGUGCUCGACCUCGCUCGGGCGCUGCGGAACACCGGCCGCUGCCUGGGGAAACUCGGCAACAGCGGGUACGCCGAGUCCAAGAAGUGCCUGACGGAAGCUCGUGAGCUCGUGGGCCAUGGUGGGCCGUACCCCUCCCCUCCCGAGGAGCAGGAUCUUGUGCUCGAGCUAGGGAACCUCAUGUACAGCCGAUACGUCCUAUGUGACGAGCAAGGAGUGCGCUUCCUGGCGGACGAGGCCCUCGAGGCCGCCCUCGAGUACUACCGGGAGUCUCGAGAGCUGUGCGUCGACGUCGUCGCCGACAGCGUUGACGCGGGUUUCGCUAAAACAUCGAACGGCGGGGUGUCCGAGUCCGCGGCGGCGGCGGCGGCGGCGGCGGCCGCCGCCACCGCAAGCGGCUGCCUGCUGAGAGCGGAGUACAACGUGGGCAUGUCGUUGUUCGAGCAGGAGAAACGCAGGGACGCUGAGGGGCACCUCUCGGCCGCCGUCAAGAUAUUCCGACGCUUGUUCGCAGCCGGAGGAGGAGCUCAAGCUGGAUCCACCUUCCACCCAGCCGCCGGCGGCGGCGAAGGGGAAGGAGCGGCCGCAAGUGUCGGGGCGGCGGCGGCGGCGGCGGCGGCUUCGACCCUAGACGCUUGGAAGGCGGCCGCGCGGAAGCAGGAAGGGCUGUCAGGCCUGGGAGGCGUGUACGCGUCUUCGCUGUAUCUCCUGGGGGAGUGCCUAGCGUCGUCGUGUGUGCCGUCGUCUGCUCUUGAAGACGAUUCCCGGCAGGGGCGGGAAAAAAUUGCGGCGGAAACCCUGCGAGCCUCAGCGGAGGCUUUUCUCUACACCGGGGACCACUCGAGAGCCUUGCCCCCCCUGCUGAUGCUGGUCGAAGUCCUGCGGCGGCGGCUGGCCGGCGGUGCCGGUCGUCAUCAUGGGGAGGAGGACGAGCGCAAAGGCGGCGAGCCCGACGGGAGGGGCCGCGCGCACGCCCCGGAGGGGCGCACCAACUCCCCGCAACAGCAGCAGCAAGGACACGCCGCCGGCGAGGUUGCGGGCGCGUCGCCGUCGAGCCCGGCGCCGUUCAGACGGGUGGGUCCGGUGCCGACCUCCGCGUUCGCGCAGCGUCGCCGGCGUGCGAGGGUCGCCAGAGGCGGCGGCGGCGGCGGUCGGAAAGUUCUCGGAAAGUUCCCGGGGGACAGGAGCGCCACGUCCUCGGCCGUCACCACCGUCUCCUCGAGCAGGCAAACGUCCGGUACGGCAGUAGGCGCCGCCGGUGCCCAAGCGCCCCGAGGUGUGGGCGAAGGCGUGGUCGCCACGGGAGGGGGCGGGUUCGGUGGAUCGGCGGGGGGAGAAGGAUGGGUGGCUGGAGACGGGGGCGGAUCGUUCGCGGGGCUGAGGGCUGCGGCGGCGGCCCAAGACGAAUCGACGGCGGUAUCGGCCGCUGCCGAGGGGAGAGCUCGCGGGGACGAGGUCGGAGGAAGAGACACGGCGCUCAGCAAGUACCUGGAAAAGUGCCACCACCUCCAGGAGAAGCCCAAUCCCCUAGCGUGCGCACGCCUCGCCCAGGCCGAGCAUCGCGGCCUUGACACGGCCCCCGCCGCCGCCGCCGCCGCCGCGGCCGCCGCCGUGGACCCCGCCUGCGACGGCGACAACACCCACCGCCACCGCUCUCCACCCGCACCACACCAAGCCUUGGACCUUGGGGCUUGCCGCCUCACCGACCGGGAGCUUCGGGUGCUUCUCCACGUGCUCUCGAGAGGGCGUGGCGGUGUUGGACCGGAUGCGGCGGUGGCAGCGGCGAGCUCGGGGGGAGGGGGGGACGCGCCGAUGCCAUCCCCGCGUCUCGGCGCGCUGGUGCUGAACGGAAACCCGGGGAUCGGGGCCGGCGCGCUGAGGGAGCUCUGCGGCGGCGGCGGCGGCGGUAGCGGCAGAGGGAUGAACGCUUCUCGCAACGGCAGCGGCGGCAGUCUGUUCUCUUCCUUGCUGCGGUUGGAGCUGUCCGCGUGCCGCCUGACCGCCGCCGACCUGGAAGGCUUUUCGUCGAACGGCGCCGGACCCCCGUCCUUCGACCAGACUGCUGCCGCGACCGUGUGCUUGCGAGCGCUGGUAUUGCGGGACAACCCCCUGACCCGAUUGAGAGAACGGGGGCCCGUGGAUGGGGGCAACGAGGACGAGGACGCCUGGAUCGAGCCGGCACGGAAGGGCACGGUUGCGUUGCAACACUUGAUCGCUCGGGCGCCGUCGCUUGAGGUGUUGGACGUGUCCGGUUGCAGCCAGAUCCCAGAUGGCCCCGUGAGACGGUUGUACAGCCCCCAAGUCUCGGACCUCCUCGCCUCCGCUCUAAGCGCCGGCCUGGAAGCCAGAGUAGUUGCGGGCAAACUCGCUGCCGCCACCGGCGCCGGCCGCGUUGCCGACGGGAGUGGCGGUGACGGUGGAAACGACGAACGAAGCGAGAGCGACGGUCGAGCGCAGGUAUCCACGCUUCGCAUGGGGAACAACCGCUUCUCCCGGGAGUCGUGGGGGGAUGUGCUGGAGGUCCUCUCGUCGAACCCCCCGCGGGAGUUGGACCUGUCGUUCGCGUCGGUGCUGCCUGGCCGCUCCGCCGCCACCGCCGAUGGUGUUGUGACCACCGCUACCGCGGCGGCCGUUGCCUUGCCGCCGGUGCGUGGCGGCAACGACGACUCGCCGGGUGCCGUCACGCCACCGCCGCGGCCGGCGCCGCCCGCGCAAACGCUGGGCGAGCUGCUCGCGGCGACGGUUCUCCCGGCCGACGCCCCCGGUGUGGAAACCCUCAACCUGACGGGGUCCACGGGCCUGCUUCUGCUCGAUGAUCGUCGGCGGCAGCAGCGGCGGGAGGUUGACGGAGGUGGGGGGGUCGAAGAUUCCUCUGCACCCCUUGCUUGUCCGUCUUCUUCGGGGAUGGAGGCGUUUUUGCUGCUUCUCCGGGAUACCCUCAUGUCCCCGCUGUGCGAGACGACGCACCUCUUGCUCUCGGGAGUCAGAGGGCCGCCACCGCCGCCGCCCGCCCGCAACAACGUCGACUGCAACUCCGCCGCUCCCGGCGGUGCGCCGCCGUCGCCGCCACCCGCCGCCGUCUUCGGCCCUCGAGAUGCCAAGAGCCUGUGCGAGGCGGCCUCGGCUUGCGCGUCGUUGCGGUGCCUGGACCUCGCCGGGUGUGACCUCUCCGGCCCCGUCGGCGCCGCCGCCGCCGCGGCCGCGGUGUCGUGCCUGAUAAGCAACCACGACGAAGACGAGGUUGGUUUAGGCAUGGCCGGCGGCCGCCUAAGGCGGCUCAGCCUGCGGGCGUGCGCGCUGGGGGCGGCCGGAUUGGCGGUGGUCGUGCGGGCUCUCGUCGCGGAGCCAGGAGGCGGUUCGGGGCCGGGGACACGGCGGAAGGGUCGUUCCCUGCCGAAGCUGCUAGACCUGUCAGACAACCGGCCUCUGGCUGGUGCGGCGGUCGGCACGGCACGCCCGGAGCAAGACGGGGGGCUGGGGGAGGCGGACUUGACGGAGCUGGCGGGGUUGGUUCGUGUGCUGGAACGGGAGUUCAUGGUUUCUGUGGCCGUGACCCGUGACCAAAGGCGCGCGUUCGGAAGGUAUGCCUCCCCAAUGGGCUCGAGCUGUAUAACCCCGCCGUCGUGA
Ectocarpus siliculosus is the source of this 4830-nucleotide messenger RNA. The record is from the annotation of a GenBank genome assembly. NCBI's taxonomy places the organism in Eukaryota, Phaeophyceae, Ectocarpales, Ectocarpaceae.